AUGAGGGAGGAGGUCCCGUGGACUGCAUGUAUAAAAGCAAACAGCUGCAGUACAACGGGAUUCAACCGUCCUUUUCAGAAAGCCCUUUCUGAAAUGGGUUCAGAGUGGGAUGCAAACCGACGCGUUAUUGCACUAAAGCCUGGAGGUCUUGGAGCGAGAAGCGCAAUUCCGCCAAACUUUGCCUACUUUUCUGUGGAGUUCGGCUCUUCUGGUGGCGGGUUGGCCCGCGUUAUUGAGGAUACUCGCUCUUUUCCAGAAUAUUUCGGUCGCGUA
Molecule: messenger RNA, 273 nt
Organism: Protopolystoma xenopodis
Lineage: Eukaryota; Metazoa; Platyhelminthes; Monogenea; Polystomatidea; Polystomatidae
Source: the annotation of a GenBank genome assembly